Molecule: messenger RNA, 1083 nt
Organism: Prunus armeniaca (apricot)
Lineage: Eukaryota; Viridiplantae; Streptophyta; Magnoliopsida; Rosales; Rosaceae
Source: the annotation of a GenBank genome assembly
AUGAGGCGACGGAGACCGUCUAUGGCUGUGAUUUUAUCCAAGAAAGCUGAAUUUUGCUCAGAUUACCUCAAGUUGAUCAGGUUCUGUUUCACCGAUUCUAUUGUAAGAAAAAAAGUUGCUGCUGGCUGUUUGUGGCUUGCAUCAAAACCGGAGGAAUGCCCUAAAAAAUCCAGGCAGGUUAUCAUUGUUUCCCACAGGAUGGAAUGUAGGAGGGAGAACCUACCCAUUGAGCCUUUGGAUCCAUAUUCAAAGACACCACCAGAAUUAACACAAGAAGCCUGGAAACUAGCAAGUGAAAGGGCGUGUUGCGGUGUAGUUUAUGCUGCCGCUUGGAGGUUUCAAGUGCCCCUUCCUGAGAAUCCGCCAUGGUGGAAGGCAUUUGAUGCUGAGAAAUCAGGGAUUGACGAAGUUUGUAGGGUGCUGGCUCAUCUGUACAGCCUUCCUAAAGCAAAGUACGUACCAGUCUGUAAGGAUGGAGAUUCUUUUACAUUUUCUAACAAGUCAUGUAAUUCACAGCCUCGGCCAAUUCCAAAGGCUGCAGCAGAAGUCAAUCCUGAAUCUGGUGGAUCAAAGGGUGUGUUGGCCAAGCUAGCCAUUGAUAAGCUGAAGGACUCUAAAGAGAGUGAUGAAAGUAUGCCUAUCGAGGGAGAGGCAAUAGAAGAUUUCAGUAUCAAAUCCAAGUCUGAACGCAAAAUGGAAUCUAGUGGCAAUAAAAGCAGGGACAGGGACAGGGACAGGGAGAGAGAUAAGGAGAGGGAAAGGGAGAGAGACAGAGACAGAGACAGAGACAGGGAUAGAAUGAAAGUCCGGGGGGCAGGGAUUCUGACCGGGAAUGAGAUCGAGAAGAGGCUGAGAGGGACAGAACCAAGGACCGAGGUUAUCGUUCAAAGGAUAGAGCAAAAGAUUCAGGGGGCAUUUGGAGAAAUCAAGACAUCAGUCGUCCCGAGGUAUGCUUAUUCAAGAAUAGUUCAUAUCGCGACUAUAACAAUUCCUCCUACUCUUCACGGGAAAAGGAUCGCCAUAGACAUCAUUCUUACGCUUGAACUGAUCAUCAAGUUCAUGACAUCUCUCUUUUUCUCCUAA